UAGACAGUCGUUACUAUAUUUACACCGUGAGAGUCCAUUGUGUUCAUGUUAUUAUCGUAUUUUGACAGCAACCGGGAAAUUCAGAGGAGUAGACAGUAACGGGAAAUGAUGUUUUACUCUUAAUAUUGUCGUGUGUUUUAACUUAUUCCGGCAAACUGGCUUGUAUUUACAGUUAUUGUCGAACGAUGUUGGCCAUCACCGGGCUCGACUGCCCUGCUGCCUCAGCUGCAACUGCGCGUAACAAUGUUGAGACUUUGAGAGGAGACGAUCGUGAAGUACCAAGGAAUAUGGCGACUCUCGUCACCAACAUAGAAAGCGUUAACACCGAGUCAUCUUCAUCGGACGUGGAUAUUAUUCAAAUUGAAGAAAUCGAAUCCAGUCCGCGAUCAAUCCUUCCGUAUUCCAAUGGGAUUAUAAAGAACGAGACGGGCGCAAGUUCAAACAGUGUUAAUCGACCAUGUUCAUCUCCAGUUACAAAUGUAUCCAAACCCUUUACAGGCCCAAGAUUUCGCCUAAUACAUGAAGGCGAUAUCCAGAUAUGUCGACUUAACCACACAAGGACGAUUGUAAGCAAAAUUAUGAAUUCACGUUAUUUACGGAGAUGGGAAAGUCAUCGUAUUGUGCUUGGGAAAACGGAAAUCCAUUCAACAAUGCCAGUCGGUAUGAUGGAGACCGGUAUCCCGUAUUCCAGUAUUGAAGAUGCACACAUUAUAUCACGAUGGGACGCUGGCCAAAAAUUCUGUAUACGCAUCACUAUCCAGGAUGGCUCACUGUUAUUACAGGCACACAAUUCCCAUCUGCGAGAUCAAUGGCUGCACUCGAUAAGCUGGAAGAAACACAUGUACAAAUGCGAAAACGUUUUGAAGAAUGCUCGACGCCCAGAAGUCCUCGUAAAGGAAAUUAAGAACAUGAUUGAUCUAUCAUUGACUACUCCAAUACAAGAUGCCAGUGUAUUCCAGUUUCCUCUAGACUUGGUGUCAAACCUUCUUCAAGAGAAUGCAGAUUUCAUCACCCGGGUAGCACACGAGAACAUCAUUGUUGCCUUGACGCCGCUUCUGGAAAACAAUUACCCAACACAGGAAAUUUGUGGUUUCUUCAGCAAGCACUGUAAAAACAGUCCACGCUCCAGUAUUGUCAUAGAACUCUUCACUCCCGUCGUCAUGAGGAUCAUGAAACACAACACAGACUUUGGAAAGUAUCCACGAAUGAGAGGAUUUGUACAAGAGUACAUCCAAGCCUUAAAUUGUCAGAACGAUGGUUACAAUGUUGUACAGAACUUUGUCAGAAGCAUGCAUGGUCCGUCAAGUACCUGUCCACACCCUCGAGUCCUGCCCAACAUGGUGGCGGUGUGUCUAGCUGCAAUCUACACCUGUUAUGAGGAUAAGAAAAAUGCUUUACAAAGCAACACAGAUGUCUUCCUGGACAAACAGGAAUGGGAGACGAAACUUCUUUGUUAUAUCGGUAUCAUGGAAACACUGUCGUCGUACUCCGACUGGAGAUUGGUCCUGGGAAGUCUACUGCAGCCAAUUCCAUUUCCUAAUGAUGCCCUAGCAGAUGAGUUUUUCGCUUCCAAGAUGAAGUCGGUGCUGAAGAAUAUAGCUGAAGAUGAUCACUGUGAAGUCCACCAGACCAUACUGGGAAUCCGCGACGGCAAGGAGGGAUGGUUCCACAUGUAUACACCGGGCAGUCUAGCUUGUGAUGAUGAGGGGGAGCUCUGGGGUGUCAUGCUGAAUUCCUUGAUACAUUGUUGCUGUAAGAGAAAGAAGUUUUUGAAUGGCCUUAACAAGAUGGUGGGUCCUAUCAUGCUGCUGGCCCUGCGAGAGAACGAACCAUCUAUGGAGGUGCUGUGUGCCAUGCUGGAGUUUGAUGUCGUCGAGAGUAAUGACAUGAAAAUGCAGAUGGUUACAACUCUCCAGAGUACGAGCGUAGGGAAGCGCAUGUACGCCCAGCUGUGUGAGAGGCAGAUCGCCCUCCGGGAGCUGCAACAAAAAGGUGGCCCUAAGAAGCUCACACUGCCCUCAAAGUCGACCGAUGCUGACCUAGCCAAGAUGCUAAGUUCCGGGUCGUUUGGGAACCUUGAGUGCCUCAGUCUUGCGUUCACACAUGUUACCAGUGCGUGCGCCAAUGAUCUGAUAAAGUUACCAUCGUUACGUUACCUCAAUUUGUGGUCUACGCAGUUUGGUGAUGCUGGUCUACAAAUGAUAUCCGAGUACCUUCAGAAGCUACAAGUGUUGAAUCUGUGUGAAACUCCGGUCACCGACAAAAGCCUCAUCUGUCUUUCUGCCUUGAAAAACCUACGCAAACUGAACCUAAACAGUACAAGUUUAUCAGCGUUGACAUUCGAAGGGUUAAAGACGAAACUGCCCGCCCUACAGGAAUGUGACGUGCGCUACACAGAUGCUUGGUGACUAUAACAGUAGAAAAUCGGAACACUUUCUUUUCAUCAAUUCUUCACACCGAACUCAUGAGUGUCUAUUGACAUCUACAGAUCUACUCCUCUUCUUGGUGUCAUUGUUGAUUGCUGUUUCCAUGGUUACCAUUUGUUAUCAUCCAGGAUGUCUAGAAAUUCGGAUUUCUGGAAAUUUCCUUUCUUGAGAUGAAGAAAUCCUACAGUUUGUGUAUGGUGUUAAAUAUCUACCUGAUAAAUCCAUCUAAAGUUGUGUCCUCUGAGGGUCAUUUAAGUCUAGAUAAAAGGUCAUGUAACCUCGGGGUCAAGGUCACUGUGACCUUUCAACUUCGUCAUAAUCCAAUGGAUUUAAGAGGAUUCCAAACCACUGAAGUGCUUUCAAAUGUUGAAGAUUGAUUUACGUUCUUGGUGUCCAUAGUGAUGAUAGCUUGUGUCUAACUUCCAAAGUGAAUUUACAAUUGAUACACUAAAGAUACAAUGUGAUGAACACCCAGGUCUUUGUUGUCAGCAACUACCAAAAAAUGGAAUACUUAUAUGGUCAUUAAUUCCAAAUAUGGAAUACCUAAUGUGACCAUUCAUUCCAAGUAUGGAAUACCUUAUAUGGUCAUCUAUUCCAAAUAUGGAAUACCUAAUGUGGCCAUUCAUUCCAAGUAUGGAAUACCUUAUAUGGUCAUCUAUUCCAAAUAUGGAAUAUACCAUAUAUGGUCAUCACGUUCAAAUAUGGAUUUCCUAAUAUGGUCAUCUGUUCCAAGUAUGGAAUAUACCAACUAUUGUUUUAAUUCCAAAUUUAUAGUACUGAAGCAUGCACACAGGAAACUACGUUAGUGCCACAAUUCCUGUCAUGUUCAAACAUCAGACUUGACAUGUGUACUUCAGAUGAAGUCAAUAGGGGUCAAAUGGAAUAAAAGAGUUUGGGUCAAAUCUGUUUACAGAUUUGGACCUGUGUUGAGUGUAAAUAGUGGCAAGAGUGUCGUUGGCCGUGCACCACAAUGCAGAUGUUGUAUAUAUAGUAUGGACGGAAGUCUCUCUUACCCCCGUCUAUGAUAUUGUCCCAGACGUUUUAAUGUUUCACUCUCAAAGAGUCAAUUGAUCAUUCGUCAUGACAUCCUGUCAUCCGACACAUUUUACAUGUGUCCGUAUUCUGUCAUCUUUGUCAUUAACUAUUCAUGUGUGUUUGUAUGUCUGUCUGUCCUAAGUGAGCAUCGUCAUCAAAUCGUGUCUCACAAGCCUUUAACUAUCAUCCAACUCAUAUCUUGUAAACAUCUGUUUGAUGACGUCAUACAUGUUCUCCAUAUACCAAUCAUCAUCUAGAUUUUAUAUUCAGAAACACGAAGAGAAUGUGUAGAGUUAAUUUAUAAAUGAUUAUGUUACAUGUCAAAACUCUUAUUAUUAUAAAUCAAAUGGUGCAUAGAAUAAUGUCUUGAAGAUUAAAGGAGAAGACAAACAGAAUAUUUAUACACUGAAGAGCUUUACAAGGGGAGGUAAUUCAUGAAGAAGAGUAGUACAUCUCCAAAUUCAUCAUAGGCUUUACUUCUGAUAAUUUGAAUUGAUCAUUUUGAAUAUAAUUUAUUAUAUUUUGUACAAGCUGUUGUCCAAGACAGAGUUACUUGUCAGCUUACAGCAUCUCAAAUCUACACAUUUUUAUAAUAGAAAUGAUAUUUGAAAUAUAUAUAGUAUUAUAUACAAAACACAUCUACGCAGGAGCAUAAACAAACAUGGCUACACAAUAUCAUAAUCAUUGUCGCAACUAUACAGACUAAAAAAGUAUUUAAAAAAAAAAAAAAAACAAAUAUGGCUGCACAACAUCAAAAAUAGUGUUACAAUCACUGUAAACAAAAAUCGACACACAACUUCAUAAACCGAACAGUGCUACCUGCAUUCUGUGCUGUGCCAAUCUUCAGAAAUUAUUUCAAACAAAAUGUAACUAUCAUAUUACUUUGUAUAUGUUUGAGUUGACAGUUUACCCUAUAACUUGCACAAAGCCAUACAAUAGUGACAUGCCCCUGUUUUUAUUUUGGGCAGAGUCAUGUAGGUGGUAAACUAAUAACUAACAAGCUCAAGUUUUUAUUGCAAAAAUUUUUUCUGAUAAUUGAAGUUGUCCAUUAAGUUCAUCACAAAGUCGAUUCUAUGGUUUGAAGUAAAGGCUGACAUUUAAUACUUUUAAAGAUUGUGUUGAUGAUAUAUAUUGACAUGUCAUAUUGAUAAAAUACAUCUAUAUUUUGUGUAGUUGUUGAAAUAAUUAACUUGUGCAUGGAUGGAUGUCUUUAUUAAUGCUGAAAUUAUUUAUAUUGCUUAAUUUUUUUUUUUUUUAAGAGUUCAGUUUUUUAGCUUAAUGAAGCGAAGUACAGAGAGGCUAUAUACAGUAUUGCUAUAUACCCCCAGCGUCAUUGUUGCUUGCAUUCAUAGACAGCUAGGUUAAAGUUUUUAUGAAACAGAUUUGUGUCGGUACUAAUGAGAAUACAGCUUAAGUUUUUGACAUGCAUGUUCCUUGUGACAAGGUACUACUACAUUUGCGACCUACUGAUGUUGACGGUGACCUUUGACCUACUUUAAGAAAAACUUUGACCUUGGCCACAAUAUAUUAUACCUUAUGAGAUAGGACUUUUCAUUUUGACAUGCGUUCCUUGUGAGAAGGCCUUUCCAUUGGUACUACAUUUGAGGAUCUGCUGAUGUUGACAGUGACCUUUGACCUACUCUAAAAAAAACUUUGACCUUGGCCACAGUAUAUUUACCAUUUGAGAUAGGGCUUUUAAAUUUGAUGUGUAUUCCUUGUGACAAAGCCUUUCCAUUGGUACUACAUUUGAGGAUCUGCUGAUGUUGACAGUGACCUUUGACCUACUCUAAAAAAAACUUUGACCUUGGCCACAGUAUAUUAACCAUUUGAGAUAGGGCUUUUAAAUUUGAUGUGUAUUCCUUGUGACAAGGCCUUUCCAUUGGUAAUACAUUUGAGGAUCUGCUGAUGUUGACAGUGACCUUUGACCUACUCUAAAAAAACUUUGACAUUGGCCACAGUAUAUUAACCGUAUGAGAGAGGGCUUUUAAAUUUGACGGGUAUUCCUUGUGACCCUGCUGACCUCGACCACGACUAUUGACCUACUUGAAAAAAAAAUAAUCUGAAUUUCAACCCACUCAGACUGUUAUAUUGUCUUCUCACAAAUCUUGUUUCUUUAUUUUUUAAUUUCUUCCAGUUAUCAUUUUGCUGCUUAUUACCUAUUUUUUUGCAAUAAUUACAUAAAGUGUUUAUUCACGCUUGUAGUCUAAUAAUUGACUUUAAAAUAAGGGUACAUGUAUACUGCCAUUUCGGCUGAAAUUGAUAGUCGAACCUUGUUUUGUGAUGUCAUUGCGGUCAUGAAAACACUUCUAGGUAUCCCGAGUAUUCGAGGUGACCGAGUAUAUAUCUUAUAUAGAACGUUUACUGUUGGAACUGAAUUUUUACUUCAAGAUACGCAGAGUCUAAUAGUUAUCAGAGUGAGAUAAUGAAGAUAAUGUGCUUCAAUUGAAAAAAAAUGUACUUUUUUGCUGUGUUCAAUAAAAACUUUACAUACAUUGCCAGUCGCCACUAUAUUUCUAGUGAAUGUUUUGUGUGUUAUAAAUGAGUUUGAGGAAAGUGUCAAGUAAUUUUUUUUGAAAAAAGGAACUAUGAAAUAUUUUGGCCGACAAUGAAGUAAAAUUGGAAUAUAUAUAUAUAUAUAUAUAUAUAUAAGGUCCCUGUAUUACUAUUUACAAAAACUGCCGGAUUCAUGAAAACGCAAUAUUUUAAUAAAAGUCCUUGGUAAUUGAUCAUGAGGUGAAGCUCAGCUAUGUUAUUUGUUGAAAUUAUAUAAACUAUUUCCUGAAUAAUAUGAUUAUUUUAGAUAAAUACUGUUUAUGUUUAGUGCUGAGGUUUAUCUGCUGUUUUAUUUGCUACUUUCAUCUUUAAUCCAAUGUUGUUGUAUUUUUUUCUGUGAUAUGAUUUUGCAAUAGCUUUAUAUAUAGUCUUAUUAUACGUGUACAUUGCAUUUUAUUUGUGACACUAAGGAAAGCCGAAUAUUUUCCUAUUAAAAGAGGGUGGGAGGGGGGCAACGAAGAUUUUUACACAAUGUACACAAUAAUUGGUCCUGUUAUGGGUUAUUAUUUGCUUAUUACACAUAAAUAUUUUUUGUGUAUCUGAUUGAAUCCUUAUAUGGUUUACAAUAGUGUGAAUGUGUUUGGAGCAGAAAGGUGUUGACCCUUUCACCCCUACUGACUAUAUUGAACUUCAAAUAAUGAAUGAAUGGCAGAGUCCACUAAAAUUUCUAAGGGUUGAAAGGGUUAAUAUCUUUUUAUUGAUAUUUCCUGUGCCUCAUUUCAAAGUGGUUCUUUCCAGAAAUGUAUUUCGUUUUGCUGUUUACAUGUGUAAAUAGGAUACAAAAUGUUGUUUUAGUUGAUGAUGGGAAUAAAUUGUUAUAUUUCAGUAUAAAUUAUAACUUUUCAGUAUAAAUUGCAACACUUCAGUAUAAAUUGUCCUCCAGCAUUUCAUCAUAAUUUAUAUUUAUUAUUUAACAUUUCAGUAUAAUUGAAUCAUUUUAGUUUGAUUUGAAACAUUUCAGUAAGAAUUGAAACUUUUUAGUGCAAUUUGGAACUUUUCAGUAUAAUUUGCUUCAGUUCAGUAUGAUUUGAAACGUUUCAAUAUGAGUUGAAACUUUUCAGUAUAAUUUGUAUCAUUUCAGUUUAAAUAGUACUCUGACUUGCAUUUCAGUAAAAAUUACACUUAUAUAAUGUUAAAAUAUCCAAUAAGAAAUUACACAGUAGCUUUUCAUUAAAAAUUACACUAACGUUAAAUUUCAGUAUAAUUUCUAUUUAAGAUUUAUAAUUUUAACAUUGCAGUUUUGAUCAUAUUCCAUAUAAUUGCAGAGUAACUUGUAACAUUGCAGUAUAAAUCAACAAAACAAAGUUCAGUAAAAUUAAUACCUUAUCUUUCGGUAGUCAACUGUAAUACAAUAUCAUAAUAGGUACAAAUCUUCCUGAGACAUCCAUUCAGAUUUUCUACAUUAGAUAAGUCAGUUUCUGGGAGAAGAGUUGUAAUUCAUUAUAUAUUAUUUAAGGAAGGCUUGCUGUAUCUAAUACUGCUAUUAUAUUUGUUAUUGAAGGCAUCGGCGAACUUCCACUAUACUUUUUAAACUCAUUGUAAACCAAGGAUCUAAAUAAAUUUUUUAAAAACCA
Pecten maximus is the source of this 7588-nucleotide messenger RNA. RefSeq names its product C-Maf-inducing protein-like. The record is from RefSeq and is a predicted model, not a curated record. The coding region runs from base 186 to 2408 and encodes 740 amino acids. Lineage: Eukaryota; Metazoa; Mollusca; Bivalvia; Pectinida; Pectinidae. The transcript is spliced from 19 exons.